Molecule: messenger RNA, 459 nt
Organism: Didymosphaeria variabile
Lineage: Eukaryota; Fungi; Ascomycota; Dothideomycetes; Pleosporales; Didymosphaeriaceae
Gene: ndk1
Product: nucleoside diphosphate kinase Ndk1
Exons: 4
Coding region: 1-459 (152 amino acids)
Biological process (GO): GTP biosynthetic process; CTP biosynthetic process; UTP biosynthetic process
Molecular function (GO): nucleoside diphosphate kinase activity
Source: RefSeq, a predicted model, not a curated record
AUGUCUAACGAGCAAACCUUCAUCGCCAUCAAGCCGGACGGCGUCCAGCGCGGCCUCAUUGGCCCCAUCAUCUCUCGCUUCGAGAGCCGUGGCUUCAAGCUCGCCGCCAUCAAGCUCGUCACUCCCACCAAGGAGCACCUCGAGAAGCACUACGCCGACCUCUCCGAAAAGCCCUUCUUCCCGGGACUGAUCGCUUACAUGGGCAGCGGCCCCGUUGCCGCCAUGGUCUGGGAGGGCCGCGAUGCCGUCAAGACCGGCCGCAAGAUCCUCGGUGCCACCAACCCGCUUGCCUCCGAGCCUGGCACCAUCCGUGGUGACUACGCCAUCGAUGUCGGCCGCAACGUCUGCCACGGCUCUGACUCCGUCGAGAACGCCAAGAAGGAGAUCGCUCUCUGGUUCAAGGAGGGUGAGGUCCAGACCUGGAAGCAGAGCCAGCACGACUGGAUCUACGAGAAAUAG